Fusarium redolens is the source of this 1405-nucleotide messenger RNA. Its product is annotated as kinase-like domain-containing protein. NCBI's taxonomy places the organism in Eukaryota, Fungi, Ascomycota, Sordariomycetes, Hypocreales, Nectriaceae. Bases 91 to 1002 code for a protein of 303 amino acids. The transcript has a single exon. The record is from RefSeq and is a predicted model, not a curated record.
CUUGGACAUAUCCGCAGCUCUUAAGCUGCUUCCAAGAACCCUAGGACCUUCAGGCUUGCCGUCUCCUUUUUGACUCAUUCUACUUGUACGAUGUCUCUUUGUUCUGUGAACGAAUCCAUACGGGAGACCAGCGACAACUGCUGGGUCAUUGGAGGAAAGAUCCUCUUAACUCGAGCUGAGUCGCCUCUUUGUAGCCCUAGCUGGAGCGAUGGCAAAGGAUCAUUCUACAACAUUUCGGAGGCUGCAUCUCCAGUACCACCAUCUAGGCCACUUUCGACCGAAAGCUGCAUCAGGAAAGUCUACGAGGCUGGCGGCGCAUCAGCCGUAUGGGUCGUCGGCGAUGCUAUCUGCAAAGUUAAGGUUCUAGACCCUCACUCAACGCGCGAACACACUACAUUGCAGUAUCUUCACGAUAAACAGCACCUGAGCUUUCCAGUCCCGAAGGUUUAUUAUCACACCGAGCAUGACAAUCGAUACUACAUCAUACAGAGCAGACUGAGCGGCGAAACUCUUAGCAGUGUCUGGUCUACCGCGGAUGAUGUAACAAAACAACAAUAUGUCACUAGGGUUGUGGAUAUCUGUCAGGAACUGGCAAUAUGGCGUGCCGAUAACGUUUGUGGUGUUGAUGGCAAGCACUUAUCAGACCUCUACCUUACGCGGCGAUUGUCGAAUGAUUGUAGUCCCACGACUUUACUGAGAAAUUGCAAAGAACUGGAAAUGGAUUGCUCAGAGUUUCUGUUCUAUCAUUGCGAUCUGGGCCCCGGAAACAUCAUCGUGAAUACCACAGACGGUACGCUCGGGCUGAUUGAUUGGGAGACAGCUGGCUUCGUUCCUCGGGAAUGGAUCAGAACUAAGUUCCGUGUUUCAGGCGGUCUGGAUCUACCUGGCCAUGAUCAUGAUUCCAGAGGAGAUUGGAGAAGACGCGUCCAGAGGCACUUGGAGAAGGAAGGCUUUCCCGAUAUCGCAGAAACUUGGAUGACCUGGUGGAAAAACGAAAUGUAAAUCCAAAUUUAAGCUCACUAUGGUACAAGGGCUGAGUAUUUCCCAUGACGAGUGCAAGCUCUAGACGUGUUAUUUGCAGUUGAGGCCUGCGACUGAGGGCUUAUAAUCACCACACAGAACUUUAGACCUUUGACCAGCGUCGAGUAGGAAUAUAUCUCAGUGAUCAAGAUCAUAUCACGAGGAUAAGGUCCAAUUACCUUGGCUAAGAAGGCUCAGGAACCAAAAUCUCUUCAGUGUACUAAAGUUAAACGAUGACUUAGAUGUUGGCCGAAUGGAGGCAUGUUAAUGGUAAACAUGUUGAACCUGGAAUUACCUCAGGGAGCAAGAAAACCUCUUACCCUAAACUUAGAUGCCAAAAAUAAGUAGUCUAAAGAUCUACUAAGUAUGCCUAAGUAUACCUAAG